CUCGGCGUAACUUCACAUUUCAUCUUAUCCCUCUCUAAAGGGGAUCCACAGAGUCAGCGGCGGGGUUUCCAGUCACUGUGAGUCGGCGGAGGAGUAGUUGACUCCCUCUUGAUCUGUUGGUCAUCAAUCGGACAGCCUGUCGUCCAUCCAAUGUGCGUAAAGGGGCUCUAUUUCCUCGCCGUCCUGUCUGGACUCGCAGCUUCAGGCGUGCUGCAGGUCAGCGGGAUGCGUAUAUACACAUCUGGGGAUAUGGAGGCAGUCAAUGGGACGGAUGUUCGUCUGAAGUGCACAUUCCACAGUUCCUCUGCCAUUAACCCCAGCUCCAUCGUCAUCUCCUGGAGCUUCAGACCUCUCAAACCGGGCCGGGAAGAGUCAGUGUUCCACUACCAGCAGAAACCAUAUCCUCCUGUAGACGGCAUUUUCAGGAAGCGUGUUCAAUGGGCCGGUGACGUCAUGGGCCGUGACGCCUCCAUCAUACUCACGCAGGUCAAGUUCACCUACAACGGCACUUACAUCUGCAUGGUCAAGAAUCCGCCAGAUGUCCACGGCUCGGUCGGAGAGAUUCGACUCCGUGUUGUCACCACAGCGUCUUUCUCUGAACUUCUCCUUCUGGCUCUGGCCAUCGGGGGUGGUAUCGCCGCCGUGGUCUUCCUCCUCAUCAUCAUCCUGUCCUGCAGGCGGUGCAAGAAGAGGAGACAGAGGCAGCAUGAAGGGAGCGAGGAGGCUCCCCGCAAAGAAAGAAAAGACCCCACUGCGUGGUAAGACCGAGAGAAAGACAGAGGGAGAGGAAGAGGGGGAUAGAGAGAGGAACAGGAGAAUCACACACUUCCUCUCUCGCUCUCCGUCUAACUCUGGGGAUCAGGGCAUGUGGCGCUCCUUCUUGGGACCUGGGGCUCUUUUUCUACUGGACGUUUCGCUUCCUCCUUCCUCUCCAAAUGCAGUCUUUGGAUUCCAAACCUGGACUAGUUGAUGGGCAGCUGUCAUUAAGAGAGAUAAAUUGAGAAUGUGCCUUUUGUAUAGGAAGUUGUAGAUGCAGAGCCUAAGUCAGACUGCUGCGAAGCUUUAAAGAUAUUACCAUGUGCCUUUUUCAUUUCUGGAGAAAAACAACUGUUUUAUCAGUGUAUCUUUUCCUGUUCAGCUAAAUGGGCUUCCAAACACAUUUCCUGUUUAGAGUAAAUGUUUUGAUGAUAUAGAGGUCGAACAAUGGUGUAUUCCUGCUGUUUACUUCCCUACUAAUACAUUUCAUACCCUAACAUACCACAAGCUGUGCGUUUGAUAUAUUGUUUCAACAAACAAUAGAAACUAUGGAACAAUGAAUAAGCAGCUACCAGCUUCUAUUGAAAUUUGUUUUAAUUACCAGAUGAUGGGGAAUAUUAUGAAACUCCUGUUAUCUGUAUCUAUCCACCCUCAUUUCAACGGUCAUAUAUGUAUCAACUGUCUGAUCCACCUUACUGUAAUUCUCCUGAAUACACAGGAAAAUGCUGGUGUACUUUUUCUGUUUUGUUUCACUACUGAAGUUAUAUUGCUGGAUUUUUCUGUGGUGUUAUUAGCUUGAUGUUGAGGUAUUAAUAUCAAGGUGCUAUCAAAUAAUCAGAGCACUUGUUGGAAACAGACAUUUCAUAUAGCACUUUUUGAAGAAAGCAUUUCAGACACAAAGUUAAAUGCAAUAUCAAAUCUUUUCCAGUAGCCUGAUUGUCUGUUUUGAACAAUGAGCUGUUUUGUCAAAAGCAUUUUUUUCUUGGCAAGUGGGACUUCUUUGUUUCUCUCUUGGGUUUUCAGAUCUUUCUGUAAUAGAAAACUGGUUACCAUUAAAACUGUGUUGCAAUACUGUAACUCACCAGACUUCCAAAAAAAGCCAAGCCCUUCAAGGAAAAGUUGACAACUGAGAUUUAUUCAGACUUCAAUCCGAAUCUGUCAUUGAAAAACUUGGCGAAGGAAGGAAAUAUUUUCACCCCAAUCAGAUGCAGAUGUGUAAACACAGAGAUUUUGAUCCAACCUUCACUCCCAGCUCGGGACAUCUUAACCCUGUGCGACACUAACCCAUUGUCCCUGCUGCUGUGUUUGUGUUGUCUGCUCGUCUUUGUCCUGUCCCCAUUAUGUGUGACUUAUGCACAUGCAUGCACAUACAUAAUUCAUGAAUGUGUCAUGCAUGAAUUCAUAUCCCACUCUGUAUUUGUGUGCCAUGUUGCUCCUCCUGGUGCAUGUCUCCCUCGCCCCUUUGUGUGUGUGUCUCAGCCACCCAUCAAGAGCCAUCCACCUCUACCUAUCAGAGACCUCCAUAGAGAUUGACAGUUCAGACGGCAUGAUCUCAGAGGCCAGCACCAAAGAUCCGAGCUCCUCAGAGUCAGAAGGCCCGAGCUCAGACGACGAAGACGAUGGUGAUGACUCUGAUUGAGGAUUUGGGGACAGACGAGGAGACAGAAACACUGAAGUGUGCCAGGAAGCUCGCUGGAGGGAUGCCUGGAUGGCACCUAUGGAUUCCGUUCCACAGUUUUGCCGAGUGGAGACUAGAUGAAGAGAGUGCUUCUGCUGCUGCUGUGAUGAAAACGAGCGCAUUGUUGAACAAUGCAAGGAGAACGGAAAAAAAGUUCUGUUUGAAAGUUUCCGAAUAACAACAAAUCGAUCAGAGUGAUGAAGAUCAACGCUUUGAAUCAAGUAGUAAAGUAACUUAACUUUUGAGAGGGUCCAGAAAAAUCCAUAUGAGGGCAGAAAUGCUGGAUUAAAGAUGAGUAAAAGGAUUGUAAUCCUGAAGCUGGCUUGGCUGCUGUCCUGAGGGGAAAAAUAGGGGAAAUUCAUGCUCAAAACAGUCUGUUGUUUUAGAUAUGGAUCUUGUUAAAGAGACAGUUCAUCCCAAAAAAAUACACAUUUUUUCACUUACCUGUAGUGAUUUUGAUCAGCCUAGAUUGCUUUGUUAGAGUGUUGGAGAUAUCAGCUUUAGAGAUGUUUAGAUGACACUUUGUUUGUUUGCUCAAAGCAUAAAAAAGAAAUACAUUUGAAAAACUCACCAGCAAUGUCUUUUUCUAGAAAUCAAGACCCAGUUACACAAGACAAUCCACAGACCUUGUUGAGAGCAGUUUCAUGUGGCACUACUAAACUACAACCACCAACCCAACCCAGUUGUGACUUGCCAGAAAGAAAAAUGUUGGCAUUGUAAGUUUCUGAAAACCACAUGUGCUGAUCUGCAAUGUUUUUUUUUGUUUGGUGACGAAGCUCUAUAAGGCCAUUGUUAGAAUGUUUGUCUGGAAGCACUCUGCUAGCCUAACCCCAUUCUUCAUACCUAAAUUUAAGUAAGUGGUUUUGGUUUUUAAAGGCAGUGGUCUUCAUGUGUCAACAGGUUGCAGCUGUUCCGAAACAUUCAUAUUCAACAUAUUUGUGAGAUUUAUCUGUAGUUUCCAGAAACAUGCCGAAAUUUAUUCAUGGGCUCAUUCAUUAGGUCUGGGGAGUUUUUUACUGGUUCUUUGGGCGUCACAAGCAAAGGGCCAUUUGUUUUUCCAUUAUAUUUGAGAGAAGGCAGAUAUCUGUAGAACCAAUACCUCCAGCACUCACACCAAAACAACCUAGAUUGAUAAAUAGCGCUACAGGUAACAGAAAAAAUUAUAGUCAUGGAAAAAGUUAUUAGACCAUUGUUUUCUUAAUUUUCUUGUUCAUUUUAAUGCCUGGUACAACUAAAGGUACAUUUGUUUGGACAAAUAUAAUAACAAUAGUGAUUUUGGUUAUUAUCAAGAAAACCAUGGAAAAUGUCUAGAUAUCUUAAAUUAAACUCUUAUAAGAUAUUUUUGUUGUUAUCAUUAUAUUUGUCCAAACAAAUGUACCUUUAGUUGUACAAGGCAUUAAAAUGAACAAGAAAUUAGAGAAAACAAGGGUGGUCUAAUAUUUUUUUCAUGACUAUAUAUAUAUUUUUUGUUUUGGGUUGAACUUUCUCUUUAAAUGUACGAAGUCAGUCGCAAAAUCAGCUGCAACAUGCAACUGAAAGUCGUCAGAAUGAGGAUAUUUUGUUCUUCCAUGAUGAACCAUUUUAAGACUUUUACAUUUUUGCGGACCAUCCUCUGAUUUACUUAAUGGACAACAUUAUGAAAAAUCCUGUAGGACCAUCCUUCAUUAUUUAGUCUUCUGUGAUAAUGUGAGAAUUGCAUUUCAGUCAGUUAUGCACAACCAGCAGUUUUAUCCUCCAAAUUGUAGGCUGAAGGGGCUUCCGUCACAUCAGAUUACUCGGAUAAAAUAGCAUAAAUGUGAUGUUGCUGUCAUUGAGUGUGAAGGCCAAAUACUUGAUCAGUGAGCAAGCAUCUGCAUGCACACACCUGCCCUGAGUGUUGUGUGGGAGCGCACAGUCAGAUCUGAAAACCCUUUGAUUGCAAAAUGUCCCUGAGAGCCUGUUUUCUGAAUGCAUCACAUCUACUAACAAAUGACUGUAACACCUGUCUUUCUUCCUUUUUAUGUUGUACUUGUGAUGUAACACUGAGCAAUAUGUUUAUAGAUAUGUUUUCUUAUUUUUAAUUUUUUUUAGAUAAUGCCAGAAGUAUUUUAUCACAUUUUUUAAAAAAUGUCACUGUAUGUGUUUGUUAUAGAGCGUUUAUAUAUGAAUAAAAAAAGUUUUUCU
Molecule: messenger RNA, 4597 nt
Organism: Centropristis striata (black sea bass)
Lineage: Eukaryota; Metazoa; Chordata; Actinopteri; Perciformes; Serranidae
Product: myelin protein zero-like protein 2
Exons: 4
Coding region: 151-762 (203 amino acids)
Biological process (GO): cell-cell adhesion
Cellular component (GO): membrane
Source: RefSeq, a predicted model, not a curated record